This is a messenger RNA of Hirsutella rhossiliensis, 516 nucleotides long. RefSeq lists its product as uncharacterized. The coding region runs from base 1 to 516 and encodes 171 amino acids. Lineage: Eukaryota; Fungi; Ascomycota; Sordariomycetes; Hypocreales; Ophiocordycipitaceae. The record is from RefSeq and is a predicted model, not a curated record. The transcript has 3 exons. Gene Ontology annotation, biological process: late endosome to vacuole transport via multivesicular body sorting pathway; protein targeting to vacuole. Gene Ontology annotation, cellular component: fungal-type vacuole membrane; Vps55/Vps68 complex.
AUGGAGGACGAGCGUCUCUGGAAGUUUAGGAGACCCGAGUGGCUCAACAGCGCCUGGGCCCGCAGCGCUGGCGUGUACGGAGCCGGAGCUCUGUUCUCCGUCGCCUUCUACGUCAUGCUCGACUCCGCCGUCUGGUCCAAGUCCGCCCGAAACGGCUCCAACGUCCACAUCAAAUUCGUCGACUGGCUCCCGCUCCUCUUCUCCAGCCUCGGCAUGCUAAUCAUCAACUCGGUCGAGAAGCAGCGCCUCAGCGCCGAUUCCUUUAGCUACAGCGGCUCCGGCGUCGCGUGGAAGGCGCGCGUGGUGCUCUUCCUGGGCUUUGCCGCCCUCGCCGGAGGAAUGGCCGGCGGUGUCACCGUUUUCGUCCUCAAGUUUGUCGUCCCGGGCGUUGCCAUGCCCGCGCUGGGCAUGGGCAUUGAGAAUAUCGUCAGCAAUGCGCUCGUCGGCUUCAGCUCUGUUGUUCUCUGGGUAAGCCAGAAUAUGGAGGAUGAGUAUUCGUACAACCUGGCAAUAUGA